Messenger RNA from Salmo salar (Atlantic salmon), 3581 nucleotides. Lineage: Eukaryota; Metazoa; Chordata; Actinopteri; Salmoniformes; Salmonidae. The record is from RefSeq and is a predicted model, not a curated record.
GUAAGCCGAACAGCCAUCAAUGCUGUGAGAAGUCUUCUGGGUGACAUGGAGACAACUGUGAUGGCCAGUGUUCCAUGUUCUUGUACUACUUCCAGAGCAGAUACGGAAGGAAUGCUCUCUGAGGCAACAGGCGAGCACCCAGCGAAAUCAAUGGCCUCUGCAAAAGUUGAGUUGAUCGCUGAUGAUUUAGUGGAAGAUGCCAUCGAUAUGUGUAGUGAAAUGAUUUUAGAUGACCAGCCACUAGCCCUACUACAUGACGAUCCUGAAGAAGGUCCAUCAAAUGUUGUUGUUUCUGGACCAAUUCAGAGCAGCCUGUCUGGAUCUGAUGAACGCCACACCAAAUCACAGGUCCCUGCAGUAAAGAUUGAAGACCAUGAGGUAAAGCCAAUUUUGAUCCAAGACACAGCGCUCAUAUCUCCAGAUGAGAAGAAUACUGAUGAAAAAAGAGUCAUUAGAGUAAGUAAUGUCUUUGACUCAUCCCCUAGAAGGAAAGCUCACCAGGCCACCAGAAGCACCUCUUUUCCUAACCUUUAUGUCACCCUUGUGGAUGGAGUUCUGGACCAAAUGAGCACAGAACCUUUCAAAGAAAUCGUGGCCCAAUCUGUGAGGAAUGAGGUAAGACGUUCUGUCUCUUUGCCUCAAUUUGGAUCGGUGAACCUCAAAAGCGAGGACUGCUUGAAGAAAGACAUUAUUGAGGAUAUGUUGAAAAGUGUAUCCAGAAAACUCAGUAAAGACCAGGCCUGUCAGUUGACCGGGAAAGCCAGUGAGACCAUGAAUGCCAAUGUAGAUGCCAUUUCACUUACCCCCAAACUACAGUCUACUGCCAAAGACCUACUCAUCAAAGUUCUGGAGCAGGUCAAGACUAUAAUAAUCAAUAUGAUUAGACAAGAUUCUCCCAACAGGGCGAUUUCCCCCAGGGCAAGCCAGACUGCCAUCAAUGCUGUCAGCAACAUUUUGGGUGCUAUGGGAACCUCUCUCAUGGCAAGCAACACACCAUUUGUUCCUGAUGUGGCUGGACUCCAGCCUGACCUAGAUGAUGUAGCAUCUUACUCAACUGAAGCUUUUGAGGGAUAUCCAGGGAUCUGGAAGUCAUCCCUGAAGAUAAAAUAUAUUGCCUCAGGCCUCAUGGACACUGUCUGUGAUGACCUACUGGAUGAGGAUGGUUUCCUCAGACGGAGCGCUGGUGCAAUAUCCUCACAGGAAGAUCUUGAUCUUCAGAAGGUAAUUACUUCAAAACCAGCAUCCCCAGUCAAUUGCAUGCCUGUCACAAGAUGCCUGUCAUCCUACCCUGAUGCUUUGAAGAAUCCUGAAGACAUUGAAAAUGCUACUCACCUCAGGAGAAGCCUUGACUCUCUCUCCGUAAUUGGUGUGCCUACUUCAACCUCAAAGGAAGUUUCAUAUGGCACAGAAUUGAAACUGACCCAGUUGCAAAAUGAUGUCUCUGCAUCAUCCUCACUUUAUGCCAUGAGCUCAUUGGAGUUUACCUCCAGUGGAUCUGAUAUCCCUAUUGACGAAGAGGCCCAAAGGAUUUCCUCCACAGACGAAGAAGACAGUCUGUCCAAAUCCCUCCUGACCUCUUCCAAAUCAGUCUUCAAUGUCUCUGGCCUCGUCCCUACUCCUCCAGAGGGAAAGCCAAAGGUGAGGCUGCCAUGGCGCCCAGUGCUACGCCUUAGGAAGGUUCCAGAGCAGCCCCCCAACAAGAUGCACAUUUACACAGUUUACAGGGAUGCUUUUCAUUUCCCAACUGAGACAAUGCGAUCGACCAGUCCAUCAUCAUCCGAGGGAGACUUCUCAACUCCAGAGUCCCAGAGGCCAAGAGCGGUGGACAGCUCAGACAAGGAGUCUAUCUUUAAUAUAGACUCAUCCAAAAGACUCGUCGCAGAGAUAAUGCUGUCUGUUCGGGAGGACCUUGUUGAGGCAAAGCAGAGCGAAUUGGCCGCACAUCUGGCUGCGCUGUCGUCUGACAAUGAGAUACUCAGCACUUUGGCUCAGAGUGGGACACCCCGCGCCGAUUCACGAACUGCCUCCAACACCUCUCCUCACAGCGAGAGUGAUAACUGAAGAGAGAUUCACAUGUUUACUUGGACAUACAUGAUAGAAGCAUUUGCUUAUAUUAUUUUGAAUCGAAUUGAGCUAUUAAAGAAUGCAUGUAUUUUCUAAAAAAGACAUAAGCUUUUAUUUACACUGUGUAGUUUUUCUUAGAUGUAAGUGUUAAGUUAAGAAUAUUAAAUUGAAAGAGGAGAGAGUAAUUAUAUAUCUUUGCUCUGAAUGGUGACAUUGUUUAAACGGUCUCAAAAUUUGACCAUAAAAUAUGAAUACACAUUUUUUUUUUACACUGACUUUUAUGGUUCUAGCGGGAGGAGAGGACAAAGCUGGAUGAAUUUAGGAGUCACAAGCACCCCAGUAAUCCUUAUUAACUUUACAUUCCUGCUAUUUUUCCUGCCUGUAAGCAGUCUCUCUUAACAGCAUUGUGUGACCUAUUGUUCUAUUGACACAGAAACGCUUCACUAAUCAGUACAACUUCCUCUGUAUUCCAGUUAUUAUACCUCAGAUUGUUGAAUUUAUGCAUCAAGAGUAUUGUGGUAUUUUAUUCACUGUUUAUUCUGGCAAGAUUUGAUCAUUAUUGCUCAGAUUGUCAGAAUAUUUGAAUACUGAAUAGCCUCAUUAGAAUAGAGCUGCAACUAUUUGAGGGUAAAUCCCAGAAUCAUUAGGACUACUUUGGGACAUAUUGAGUCCAGAUUGGCCUAAAUGCAAUGGGUCAGGUGGUAUUUUAAAAUGGCUAUUCACUUAUUAGCACGAGUUUUCACAUGUGACACUGUAAUCGCCAAUGAUUUAUAUAUAGGCUACACUAGAUGACUAAUAAGGCAUUGUGAAAAGUAUUUUGGAAGCAAUAGAAAUGCAUAUAUUAAUGACUACAUUUGUUUGUGACACGUUUAUCAUAUUACAUACACCUUAAUGCAUACUUUUAAAUUAUAUUAUGUGAGCUAAAGAUACAAAAUCAUUUUUUCCCUGAAGUAUAAUUUUAAGAGAUUACUGAAGUCCAUGUCCCCACUACAGAAUACUUAAAUACAUGUAAUUUUGUCAUUGAAACAUUUAAUUGAAAUACUGUAGAAUUCCAUUCAUUCCUAUGGAGGAAUGCUUCUACUGGGGAGUACCAAUAUGGCAGACCGGUGUUUUCAAAGCCUCUCAAUAGCCAAUACAUAGCAAUUACCAAUCCAGGGUUUAUAUACAUCACUGGUAAUUACCCAAUUUUAAUAAAAGCUAGUAACAUUCUCAACACUCUAGCAGUUUCACUAGACUUCUUACAGUACCCUAUAACAAGUGCAUCUACUGUACAUACCAUAGUAGAUAUUUAGUGGCGAUAUUAGCAUGUAAAUCUUGGUGGGGCAAACUCCCCAAUUGUUGUAUUGUUGAUGCAUGCAUGGAAAGCUAAACAACACAUAAAUUGCACUAUAACAGUGACAAACGGAGCCCACAAACUGUUAGGGCCUGCAUAAAGCUGUCCCAACAGCAGAGCCUUCUUUUCACCACCAUGGCAUUAAUCCUUACCACCACUACACCUGACUAUCAGCGGAGCCUUG